Messenger RNA from Indicator indicator, 579 nucleotides. It is a transcript of the gene DNAAF6, whose product is annotated as dynein axonemal assembly factor 6. The transcript has 6 exons. NCBI's taxonomy places the organism in Eukaryota, Metazoa, Chordata, Aves, Piciformes, Indicatoridae. Bases 1 to 579 code for a protein of 192 amino acids. Gene Ontology annotation, cellular component: cytoplasm. Gene Ontology annotation, biological process: flagellated sperm motility; axonemal dynein complex assembly. Gene Ontology annotation, molecular function: dynein intermediate chain binding; protein-folding chaperone binding. The record is from RefSeq and is a predicted model, not a curated record.
AUGGACAGUAUUUCCUCAGGCUCUUCUCUGCAGUUCCUUGCCAAACUACUUCGUGAUUCUCAAGAAGAAGAAGAUGAUGAUGAUGAUGAACAUGUGCCAUGCUGUUCUGUUAGCACCAUGACUCCUGGUUGUAUUGGACCAGUAAAGAAAGAAACUGCUGGUACUUUUCAAGUGAAAUCUGAAAAUAGCAAAACUAUUUGGAACACAGAGGAGGUCCCAGAAGGGUCUGAAUUUUAUGAUACCUGGGAUCCUAGAGAACAGCCAGAGUAUGAGAUUUUAUUCAAACAGUGUGUGGGGACAGAGGAUGUCUUCUUUGGGAUGAGCAGGAAAGACCCCUCCACAGCCUGCUGUGAAGAUAUAGUGGUAAAAAUCAAGCUGCCAGAGACAAAGUAUGCAGACAUCACAUUAAAUAUCCAGGACAAGGUUCUUGACCUUCGAACUCCCAAAAAGAAGCUGCUGCUGCACCUCCCCUACUGUGUGGACAGCAAGAAUGGUAAAGCUCGUUUUCUCUCUGAAGAGGAGACCUUAGAAGUGACCUUGAGAGUAUCAAGGGAGUUUGAUUUCAUAAAUUUUGCCUGA